AUGUUCAAUGAGGAAUUACUAACUUAACCAGUUUUCCCAGCAUUUUAUUUUGAUUAUGCUAACAAAAUAAACAUUGAUUCAAGUUAGGUUCAAUUGUUCAUAAAAGGAGAGUAAAAAAUGGUUGGACAAUUCUAAAUUGACAUAACAGAUUAACUAAUAAAAGAAUAUAGAGAAAUUAAAAGUAAAAAUAAUGAAGAAAUAAUUAAAGAACUCUCAAUUAAUGCCUUAAAAUACUUAAAAUUUGUAGCGGGAUAUGGAACAGGGUUUGGAUUAUUCUAAAAUAAUUUGGUUGCACUCGAAACAAUUGUUAAAUAGCUAUCAAUGUAAGAUAGGCAAUUCUUACCUAUUUUAAUUUGUCAAAAUCGUCUUGUUGGUGAAUCUCCUUUUGACUUUUCUAUCAACAAUCAUCAGCAAAAGAUAAUUAAUCUGAUUCUCUCAAUGAUAACAAAAUAUUAAGAUCAUAUCAUGUUUAACCAGUUAGUUGAUAAAAAUUUAAGUGAACUUAUCAAACAAUAAAAUGAUUUAUAAGAAUACUUCGAAAGUAGUUUGGCUAAUUAUGAAAUCAUUGACUAAUCAUUUCUAAGUCAACACCAUAAUGAUAAAGAAAUGAUUGAAGGUAUAUGUUUAGAUCAUCCUAAGGAUGUCCAUGAAAAGUAUGAUUAAUUAUUUGGGAAGAAAUUGAAUGAUGUUGAAAAAACUAAUGACUCCGUAGUAUCCAUUGAAUAUCAUUUGAUCAACUUACCUGUGACAUUAAGGUAAAAUCCAUAGCAGCUAAUGAAAGUACUAAGUGAAACAGAUAAACCUGAAUACUUUGAAAAUAAAGUCAUCCAAACAAUUAUUAAAUUUAAAUGGAACGAAUACACAAAGUCAUUUUAUUAGAACAGAUUCUACGCUUACUUAAUAUUUAUGGCCUCGUUUAUUUUUGAUAUAUUCUAUUCAACUUAUGCCACUUAAAAUGAUCUGAAUGCAUCAGAUACAAAAGAAGAUGCUUAAGAAUUAGAAAUUUUGAAGCCUAAUAUAUGGGUGAAAAUUUCUACUAAAGUAACAUGUGGUCUUGUGCUUUUAUACUUCUUAAUUUAUGAAAUCAAGCAAAUUAGAGUUCAAAGAAGCCAAUACUUUAAUGAUGGAUGGAAUUACUUUGACUUUUCUCAUAUUAUUGCAUUCACAACAUUCUGCAUUCUUGACUUUACAAAUGAGAGCCAAGAUAAUUUAAUCUUGAUAAAAAUCCUGGUGAUAGUUUUAUCUUUUAUGAAGCUGUUUUUCUUUUUGAGAAUCUAUGAUGGCUUUAGUUUCCUUGUUUAAAUGAUGGCAGGUGUGUUUAAGGACCUCAAGUACUUCUUGCUAUUUUUUAUUAUUUUUAUCCUACAGUUUGGAAUGAUCUUCUUGGUCCUUUUCAAAGCUUAGUAAAUAGAUGAGUAUAAUGGAGUGAACAAAUUAGCUUAUUUCUUGAUGGCUUUUAGAAUAUCAUCUGGUGACUUCCAGCUAGAUGAUUAUCAUAGUCAAGAAGAUGGACUAGUAAUCUUUACAUGGGUAAUCUGGUUAAUAGCAGUUAUGACUUUGAAUAUUGUAUUCAUGAACUUCAUAAUUGCUGUGAUAUCAGAGUCUUAUGAGAGAGUCAUGCAAAAAUUAGUAGCUGAGUCAUAUAGAGUUAAAGCUAACAUGAUUGUUGAAAGAGAGCAACUAUUCAAUGCUGCUGACUUAAAAAGCUAAGAGUAUUUCCCAAAUUUUAUAGCCAUCAGAAGACCGUUGAACACUGAAUCUAAUGAAUCUGGGGAAUGGUAAGGAUUUAUCAAAGAUCUUAAGUAUACCAUAAGAACAACAGCAGCUAAGUCUAAAUCAGAAAUCAUUCAAAAUCUGCAAUCUCUUCAAACUUUAAAUCAAACAAACAACUAAAGGCUAGAGAAAAUUGAUGAAGUAUUAGAGUAAAAUACAAGGCAACUUUGUAAUAAUGAAACAAUCAUUAGCGAAGGUCUUGAAGGGAAAAUUUCUAAGUUGCUGAAAUAGUAGCUUGAUCAAGCCUUAGAGAAUACCAAUAAUGAUGUCAGGCUAUUGAAAAAUGAAGUAACAGGACUAGAUGCUAAAGUUGAUGGACUCGAUUCUAAAGUUUUGGGACUAAUGGAAGAUAUGGAAUUCAUUAAAAGUUCAUUAACUUAACUACUUCAAAAAUAUAAUCAGUGA
Molecule: messenger RNA, 2178 nt
Organism: Stylonychia lemnae
Lineage: Eukaryota; Ciliophora; Spirotrichea; Sporadotrichida; Oxytrichidae
Source: the annotation of a GenBank genome assembly